CCGGCAAUGGCGUCUUCCCGCGCGGCCGUCGUCCUCCUCGUCACCGCCGCCUCUCUCGCCGUCGCUCUCUCCCAUGGGGAUGAGGCGGGGCCCAAAUACGGGUACGUGACGGGGAGCAGCAACGGGCCGGAGAACUGGGGGAAGCUGAGCCCGGAGUACAAGCUGUGCGGCGAGGGGAAGAAGCAGUCCCCCAUCGACAUCGUCACCAAGCAGGCCGUCUCCAGCCCCAACCUCGACUCCCUCACCCGCACCUACAGCGCCAUCAACGCCACGUUCGUCAACAACGGCCACGACAUCUUGAUGGAGUUCGAGGGCAAGGUUGGGACGAUCACAGUGAACGGCAAGGUCUACAGCUUCGUGAAGCUGCACUGGCACAUGCCCUCCGAGCACACCAUCAACGGCCAGAGGUUCCCGUUGGAGCUGCACUUGGUUCACAAGAGCGACAAUGGCGAUCUCGCCGUCAUUGGGAUCCUCUACCAGUACGGCGCCCCUGAUUCUUUCUACUACCAGCUGAAGAACAAGCUGACGGAGAUGAGCAAGGACAAGUGCAACUUCGCGGAGGAGGACUCGCACGUCGCGGCGGGGCUGGUGCACAUGCGGUCGCUGCAGAAGCGGACGGGCAGCUACUUCCGGUACACGGGGUCCCUGACCACGCCGCCGUGCACGGAGAACGUGGCCUGGAACAUCCUCGGCAAGGUGCGGCAGAUCAGCAAGGAGCAGGUGGACCUCCUCACGUCGCUGCUGGCGGCCGGCAAGGACGCCGGCCGGGCCAGGCCCACGCAGCCGCUCAACGGCAGGACCGUCCAGUUCUACAACCCGCCCAACAGCACCAUCUCCUUCGAGAUGUAA
Phragmites australis (common reed) is the source of this 849-nucleotide messenger RNA. Its product is annotated as alpha carbonic anhydrase 7-like. The transcript is spliced from 5 exons. Gene Ontology annotation, molecular function: zinc ion binding; carbonate dehydratase activity. The record is from RefSeq and is a predicted model, not a curated record. Lineage: Eukaryota; Viridiplantae; Streptophyta; Magnoliopsida; Poales; Poaceae. Bases 7 to 849 code for a protein of 280 amino acids.